AUGAGUGCCAGUCCUGAACCAGUGCCGCAAGGCGGAGACUCGGCGCAAUCCCCAGAGCAAGCGCCAGAUAUUAUCGAAGCUGGUGGCGAUGAUGUGAGCGACGAUGCGUUCCAGCCUACCGAGUGGGAUGCUUCCUCAUCGGGCUCGACUUCCAUUACCUCGUCUGUCUUGAGACAUUCCUAUGAAAAUGGCAGACGGUUGAAUGAUCAAAGCUAUCACUCAUUCCGGGAUGGGAGAUAUCCCAUUCCAAACGAUGAUAUUGAACAAAACCGCGAGGAAAUGAAGCAUGCGAUGGUUAUGGAGCUCACUGAUGGCAAGCUGUUCCAUGCCCCUAUUGGCGACUCGCCCAGCAAGAUUAUUGAUCUCGGCACGGGCACCGGCAUAUGGGCAAUGGAAGUUGGGGACAACUACCCUUCCGCCGAGGUUACUGGUGUAGACUUAUCGCCGAUUCAGCCAAGCUGGGUUCCUUCCAACGUUCGCUUCUUCGUUGAUGAUGUUGAAGAUGACUGGUUGUCCGGAAACAAUUUCGAUCUUAUACAUAUGCGAAACUUGGCAUCUCUUGUGCAUGAUCUCCCAAAGCUCUUGGAGCGAGUCUUCGAAAACCUUAAGCCUGGAUCAUACGUCGAAACCCAAGACUUCAGCGCCAAUGUGAAGUGCGAUGACGGAACCAUGCCCGAAGACUGGCCCCUUCUGGAAUUCUGGUCCAAGAUCCGCGACGCCAUGCACAAAAUGAAGAUUGACAUCCAAGUCGCUCCGCGCAUCGGUGCGCUUAUGAAAGACGCCGGCUUCGUCAAUGUUCAAGUGAGAUCAUACAAGGUGCCCGUCGGACGAUGGCCUCUCGACAAAACCAAGCGUCUGGUUGGACAUUACAUGCGCUCUGUGACGGAGGAUUUCCUGGGCGCUGCUGCGAGCAAACCUUUGGCGGCUCUGGGAAUGGAGCGAACGGAGAUCGAGGUAUUUCUCGCGUCAGUUCGGAAUGCGAUCAAGGAUCCGAAUGUGCAUGCGUAUGGCACGUAUUAUUCGUGGGUUGGACAGAAGCCAGUAGACACGGGUCCUGAGUGA
Messenger RNA from Colletotrichum acutatum, 1062 nucleotides. Its product is annotated as methyltransferase domain-containing protein. The record is from RefSeq and is a predicted model, not a curated record. Lineage: Eukaryota; Fungi; Ascomycota; Sordariomycetes; Glomerellales; Glomerellaceae. Gene Ontology annotation, molecular function: methyltransferase activity. The coding region runs from base 1 to 1062 and encodes 353 amino acids. The transcript is spliced from 7 exons.